AUGUCUUCGUUUCCGAGUUCUGAAGAACGAACGGUUGCAUCGUCUCUGCUUCUUCUCAACAUCACACCUCCCUCUCCCUCGCUUUCUACUCCAAAGUUUCGCUCUGAUUCAAGCGAUGCAGUUCCAGAGAGAAGAAGCAGCAGCAACACGUCCAAACAAAUCUCAGUUUCCUACUGUUCUAAUAAAUCCUCAUCUUCCUCACUCACCAAUGACGACGGUGAUUCCUCGGAGAAAGAGAUCAAAUCGCACAGUAUAUCGUUCUCUGCUAUAUUGCGUUACAAUCAGAUGAAGCUCAAGAUUGCAAGGAAGAUAAGAUCGAAGGUCACGUGGACCUCGUCGUGCUCCGGCGACCGGAAACCCAACGCCGGCGAGGAUGCGAAUAUGCUCUCUCCUUUUUCGGCCUCCGGCGAGGCCUCUUCCUGCUUGUCUAGCAGCUCGAGCGGCAUCUCCAGCGCGCGAAGUUUGCGCUACGCUAAAAGAUGCAGAGGCGCGAUUGUUGAGCGUGUGGCCGGGAUCGGACGUGAGAAGGCCGCGCCGUCGCGUCGGGCGGCUGGUUCACCGCACCUUCGACGGCGUGGCGAAGCCAUACUCAAGUUGCUCUCUUGCGGUGACUCCUCUGAAGUGAAGAUCCGUCAAAUGCUCGGUGACAGCCCCGACACCAGCAAAGCUCUAAGAAUGUUGCUAAGGGUGGAUGCUGUGAAAAGAUCAGGCUCAGGAGGGCGUUAUGAUCCUUAUGUUUACACGAUAAGUGGAUGA
Molecule: messenger RNA, 756 nt
Organism: Vigna unguiculata (cowpea)
Lineage: Eukaryota; Viridiplantae; Streptophyta; Magnoliopsida; Fabales; Fabaceae
Source: RefSeq, a predicted model, not a curated record